GUAGACUGCUACAGCUGCUCAAGGAUCAAUGAAGUGCAAGUAAGGGUUUCUAUAGGCUUCUAGCCAUGUUUUCUUGGAUUUUAAUUCGUGGAUUUGCAAAAUAAUGCUUCGUUCUCGAGUUAUGCCUAGUUUUGCUUACUUGGAAUGCCAUUGCAGCCUUUUUAGAAGAGCACGUAGCCAAACUUGUUUACCGAAUGUUGCUACUCUACUUAGUAGUUAGCUCUGCACUAGAACGCUAGCUAUUGGUAGCUGCAAGAGUGAGAAGAGAGCUGCAAGGCUCUGCUGAUGGCAGCCAUUAGACUUGAACUUUUGGCAUCGAUCGUUCUUAAUAACAAUAAUGGUCGAUCAUUACCCACUCUUUGAGUUUGCAUGCAGCAAAUUAAUUAAUGCAAAAAUGUUCAUCAUCAUAAUUAUGUACGUGUAUAAAAGCUAUUUAAUAGUAGCUUUAUGUUAUGUAGCUUUGACAUCUCCACCGAGGCAUCAGCACCUGCGGUGCUUUCAUUAUUAUUAGUGAAUGUCUGUGGUCUAUUCGCGCGUCUCUUUUUUGUUUGCUUGGCUGCUAGACUGUAUAAUUAUACAUUGUAUAUACAUUGUGUAAGCCGUGGUGUGCUUCCAAGUUCAAUUGUCUAACAUUCAAUCUGCGUAGAGCGCUGUUUCUUAUUGUGCAUGUGUAUCUAUUCUCGAUCAUGCAAAGAGAUAUCUAUUUCAAAGUUUCGUGUUUGUAUAGUAACAUUGGCUAGUUUAUGAUAAUUUUUAGCACGCUGCCAAUAAUAAUAGAAUAUAGUGCAGGUGGUCUGAUACACCCGGAACCUCCUAAACAAUAAUUUGGUGUUGUUUGGAAAUGUUAACCCUCCCCUAAUGUAUAUAACACAUGCAGUAUUGUAUGUGUGUGUAUUAUAAUGUGUGAUCAUGCAUGUAUGCCAUUCAUGCCGCCAUGGUGCUGCUGUCUUCAUGCAGGUGCAAACUAUUAAUACUGCAUGAUGUUUUGCAUAGCUUUCCAACUAUUGGUUGCUGUGCUGCAUAGAAUAGUCUAAUUUGGAGGAUAUCAAUUAAGGCUUUAAAUAUGAUCUUCCUGUGCCUGUUACGGUUAGACCUUCUAUAUAUACGCUGCUAGGUACAUAACAAAAAUCAUUAUAAGUCAAGCUGUUGUUUAACUGUUGAGACAUCAAUCUAUGUUAGUAUACAUACAACAGUAUAGAUCUACUGUUGUGUGCAUGUAACUGAGAUUUAACUGACCUGGUCAUCAUGGACUGGCUGCCACUACUAUUGUGUGCCUGCAUUUCUCUCUGCAUAAUGGAAUCCUCAGCAACAUCCGCAACCUCAUGUAUUCACAACCCACUUGAAAUGAUAGCCAAGGUGAAGCAAAACACAAGCAGCAGUGACGGUCGGGAAAAAAGAGAAACACAUGAGCCACUCAGGAUUCACUUCCACUAUGAUGGCAGUGUUGACACAAUGUUGGACUCGACUCAACGAGGACGUCUACAGAACGUUGUAAUUCCUGGUUUGGAGACUUUCUUUGAGUCUGCUCUAUCUGUUAUCAGAGCCACCAAUCCCAUUCUGCUUGAGCGACGCUGUGCUGGAAAUGUUUUCGUGCCUUUUGGUGACCCACGAGAGUGUGUCUCGCAGUGUCGAAACCCACCAAUGUGUGGUCCGAUACAAAUCCCAGAGGAGCACCUGAAGAGGUGUGUUGAGUGCAAUAAUGGCGGUUUUUCAAAUUGUGACACCAGGAAUGGUACUGUGGAUGGUGCUGGUGUGCCCAACACUGACCUUAUCAUUUAUGUGUCUGCUGACUGUACUGACACUUCUUCAGGAACUCUGGCAUUUGCUAGCUCCUGUGAACUCGAGAAUGAGUUAGAUAGACCCAUUGCUGGUUACAUCAACUUCUGUCCUACUCCGUUUGCUCGUCUCGCUGAUGACGCAGCCAUUGCGGUGGGGAUCCAUGAAGUUAUGCAUGUGUUAGGAUUUAGUUCAGGUCUGUAUCGAUGGUUUCGUGAUGAAAAUGGCAAUCCCAGGACUCCAAGAGACGAGAAUGGUUUUCCCUCAAGUGACCCAAGUACCAACACAGUACGGACAGAGACGUACACUGACUGGUCUACCAGAGAUGGCCUCGUCAAUCAUACAGUGACACUCUUGGUCACUCCUAAUGCUUUGGAGCAAGCUCGGCUGCACUACAACUGUUCUAGCAUCACUGGUGUUGAGUUAGAGAACCAGGGUGGAGGAGGAACUGCUUCUUCUCACUGGGAGCAGAGGAUUAUGGGGAAUGAAGGAAUGACAGGGUUCUUAUUGUUCAGUUAUCCUUUCUCAAGGAUCACCCUUGGGCUUCUUCAUGACACUGGGUGGUAUGUUCCCAAUUACGAGGUGGCUGACGCAUUACCUUGGGGUCUCAACUCUGGUUGUACAAUCCCUCAUGGCAGCUGUAGGGAAUACAUCACUCAGCAGCAAGAAAGUGGGAGGAGUAUAUCGCCGUAUUGUGUUGAUGUUGAUGACACGACCAGAGGAUGCACAUUGGAUCACGAGUACACUUCACUCUGCAAUCUUGAGAGUGACACCAAUCCUCCACCUCUAUUUCAGUUUUUUGAUGCAAGUGCAAGUUAUGGUGGUAGACUUGAGACGGCAGACUAUUGCCCAUUUGAGAAUGACAUAUCUUCAACAAGAUGCUCCGAGGCUUCCAACAACCCAUCAGUGAACAAUGGUGGUCAGUUGUACGGAGUAGGCUCUCGCUGCUUCCAGUUGGGUAGAGACUGGACUAGAACGAACAGUAUUGGCACUGAAGGAAGGUACACUACUGAUGCUGGGUGUUAUCAGUAUGCUUGUACGUCUUCUGGAGUUGAGAUCAUUCUCGAGGGCGUGUCUUUUCUGUGCUCUUGUGAAGGGGAAGAGAUUAUUGUGGACACAACUGUGAAUGACAUUCGUUACCAAGGCUCAUACAUCUGCCCAUCCUGCGCCAGCGUAUGCUAUGACGACUUGGAAAGUUGUCCAUCUACAGAACCUGCUCCAUGUCCAGGACGAGUAUCAAAUCCUAAUGAUCCUUGCCUACCAAGUCCUUGUGAUGCCAAUGCCAUGUGUACUAGCGAGGAAAAUUUCACAUGCACAUGCAAUUCUCCAUUUGAGGGCAAUGGAUUGAGUUGUGAAAUCCCGGAUCCAUGCUCGUCUAGUCCAUGUGAUGUCAACGCAACCUGUGUUAGAGAUAGCGUGAUAACGGAAAAUUUCACAUGCACAUGCAAUUCUCCAUUUGAGGGGAAUGGAUCGACUUGUGAAAUCCCGGAUCCAUGCUCGUCUAGUCCAUGUGACGUCAACGCAACCUGUGUUAGAGAGAGUAUGAUGACGGAAAAUUUCACAUGCACAUGCAAUUCUCCAUUUGAGGGGAAUGGAUCAACUUGUGAAAUCCCGGAUCCAUGCGCGUCUAGUCCAUGUGACGUCAACGCAGCCUGUGUUAGAGAGAGUGUGAUAACGGAAAAUUUCACAUGCACAUGCAAUUCUCCAUUUGAGGGGAAUGGAUCAACUUGUGAAAUCCCGGACCCAUGCGCGUCUAGUCCAUGUGACGUCAACGCAACCUGUGUUAGAGAGAGUGUGAUGACGGAAAAUUUCACAUGCACAUGCAAUUCUCCAUUUGAGGGGAAUGGAUUGACUUGUGAAAUCCCGGAUCCAUGCUCGUCUAGUCCAUGUGACGUCAACGCAACCUGUGUUAGAGAGAGUGUGAUAACGGAAAAUUUCACAUGCACAUGCAAUUCUCCAUUUGAGGGGAAUGGAUCAACUUGUGAAAUCCCGGACCCAUGCGCGUCUAGUCCAUGUGACGUCAACGCAGCCUGUGUUAGAGAGAGUGUGAUGACGGAAAAUUUCACAUGCACAUGCAAUUCUCCAUUUGAGGGGAAUGGAUCGAGUUGUGAAAUCCUGGAUCCAUGCUCGUCUAGUCCAUGUGACGUCAACGCAACCUGUGUUAGAGAGAGUGUGAUAACGGAAAAUUUCACAUGCACAUGCAAUUCUCCAUUUGAGGGGAAUGGAUCAACUUGUGAAAUCCCGGACCCAUGCGUGUCUAGUCCAUGUGAUGUCAACGCAGCCUGUGUUAGAGAGAGUGUGAUGACGGAAAAUUUCACAUGCACAUGCAAUUCUCCAUUUGAGGGGAAUGGAUCGAGUUGUGAAAUCCUGGAUCCAUGCUCGUCUAGUCCAUGUGACGUCAACGCAACCUGUGUUAGAGAGAGUGUGAUGACGGAAAAUUUCACAUGCACAUGCAAUUCUCCAUUUGAGGGGAAUGGAUCGACUUGUGAAAUCCCAGAUCCAUGCGCGUCUAGUCCAUGUGACGUCAACGCAACCUGUGUUAGAGAGAGUGUGAUGACGGAAAAUGUCACAUGCACAUGCAAUUCUCCAUUUGAGGGGAAUGGAUCGAGUUGUGAAAUCCCGGAUCCAUGCUCGUCUAGUCCAUGUGACGUCAACGCAACCUGUGUUAGAGAUAGCGUGAUAACGGAAAAUUUCACAUGCACAUGCAAUUCUCCAUUUGAGGGGAAUGGAUCGAGUUGUGAAAGUAAGUGUCCCAGAUCCAUGCUCGUCUAG
This is a messenger RNA of Halichondria panicea, 4548 nucleotides long. RefSeq names its product leishmanolysin-like peptidase. The transcript has 32 exons. Lineage: Eukaryota; Metazoa; Porifera; Demospongiae; Suberitida; Halichondriidae. The record is from RefSeq and is a predicted model, not a curated record. Bases 1246 to 4548 code for a protein of 1100 amino acids. Gene Ontology annotation, cellular component: membrane; cytoplasm. Gene Ontology annotation, biological process: proteolysis; cell adhesion. Gene Ontology annotation, molecular function: metalloendopeptidase activity.